AUGUCUCAACCUUGCGAAGGCUGCAACUGCGGCAGAUCGCAAGCUCAAGUUCCCACCGCUGGUUCGGGUCCUCGUCAACUCCGAUCCUUCACAUCUCCGGCAGAGAGCAAUACCAAUACGAAUGAAGGGAUAGAGCCAGCUAUACCAUUACGUUCGAAGAAAUGGUUCAACGAUCCUUCCGAUCUUGGUUUAACCGUUCCCGAGCUAUCUCCCAAAAACCGACCUAUCAUUGGUAUUGCGCAGACUGGUUCAGACUUAUCUCCAUGUAACAAGUACCAUGUAGAAUUGGCGAAGAGGGUUAGAGAUGGCAUAAUCGCCGCCGGUGGAACUCCGUUAGAAUUUCCAUGUCAUCCUAUUCAAGAGACGGGCAAGCGGCCUACUGCGAGUUUAGACCGGAAUUUGUCAUAUCUCUCGCUUGUGGAAGUGCUCUUCGGAUAUCCCUUGGAUGGUGUCGUCCUUUUGACAGGUUGUGAUAAAACCACUCCCGCUCUGCUAAUGGCAGCUGCUACCGUUAACAUCCCUGCCAUUUCGAUGAACGUCGGGCCUAUGUUAAACGGCUACAGCGGUCAAAAGCUGAUUGGCUCCGGAGGUGUUGUCUGGGAGAGUCGAGCACAAUUAGCAGCAGGGCAGAUUACUGAGGCUGAGUUCUUACAUCAUGUGGCUUUUGCUGGUCAUUGUAACACAAUCGGCACAGCUUCCACCAUGAAUGCCAUGGCAGAGGCUUUGGGCAUGUCUUUGCCCGGAAGUGCCUCCAUUCCAGCAGUAUACCGAGAACGAGGCGCCUGCGCUUACGCAACAGGAUUGCGAAUCGUUCAACUGGUCAGAGAAGAUAUCAAACCCUCAGAUAUCAUGACUAAAGCAGCUUUCGAAAAUGCCAUUGCAUGUUGCGCUGCCAUUGGCGGAUCGACCAACGCCCCAAUCCAUUUAAAUGCCGUUGCUAAACAUAUAGGAGUGGAUCUUGAUUGUGACGACUGGGAGCGAGUGGGAUAUCACCUUCCUUUGCUGUUGAAUGUGCAGCCUGCAGGGGAAUGGCUUUGUGAGGAGUAUCACCGUGCGGGUGGACUGCCUGCUGUCGUCGCCGAGCUCAUGAAGCACAACGCCUUUCCACAUCCGGACGCGUUGACAGUAUCUGGACACUCCAUCGGCGAAAACUGCCGUAGCGACCUUUCCCAAGAUCGCCGAGUGAUUGUACCCUUUGACAAGCCAUUGAAAGCGGAGGCUGGAUUCUUGCACCUGAAAGGAACCCUUUUCGAGAGUGGUAUUAUGAAAACGUCUGUCAUAUCCCCUGCAUUCCGAGAACAGUACUUGUCAAAUCCCAACGAUCCUAUGGCAUUCGAAGGUCCUGUCGCCGUAUUUGACGGUCCCGAAGAUUACCAUCAUCGAAUCGAGCAUUCUCCGGACAUCGGUCCCGGUACCAUCCUCAUCAUGCGCGGUGCAGGUCCCAUAGGGUAUCCUGGAGCGGCUGAAGUUGUCAAUAUGAUUCCCCCUGGUGAAUUGAUCCGCAAAGGGAUAGAGCUCCCUUGUAUUGGUGAUGGCAGGCAGAGUGGUACUAGUGGAAGUCCAUCAAUCCUCAAUGCCAGUCCGGAAGCAGCUACUGGAGGUAUGUUGGGCUAUCUCGUAGAUGGCGAUCGUGUUCGGAUCGAUCUUCUGAAAAGAACUGCAGACGUCCUGUUGAGCACCGCGGAAAUUGAGGAGAGAAAGAAAUCUAUGGGAUCAUACAAAUACCCGAAGAGUCAAACACCGUGGCAGGAAAUGUACAGAGAUUCCGUAUCAGAAUUGAGUGAAGGAAUGGUGAUCAAAAGCGCCAUCAAGUAUCAGCGUUUAGCUCAAACUCAAGGAAUACCAAGACAGAACCAUUAG
Molecule: messenger RNA, 1860 nt
Organism: Kwoniella shivajii
Lineage: Eukaryota; Fungi; Basidiomycota; Tremellomycetes; Tremellales; Cryptococcaceae
Exons: 6
Coding region: 1-1860 (619 amino acids)
Molecular function (GO): hydro-lyase activity
Source: RefSeq, a predicted model, not a curated record